AUGACGUCGUCGGAGUCCGUGACCUACGGGAAGAUCCACAAAAACGUCGGCUCGCUGACCCUGACGGGGCCGGAAGGCAAACACUGCCUCGACCUGGACCUCAUCAAAGAGUUCAGCAGCCGACUGGAUGACGCCGAAAAGGACAAGAAUAUUAUUAUCGGCCUCAUAACCUCCCACGAGGGCAGCUGGUUCUCGGGCGGGCUUCACUACCCCUCAUCGGAGACUGAGCAGAAAAAGGUGGUUCGGGAGUUCGAGAAGCUGAUUGAGAAGCUCGUAAAGCUGCCGUUCCCGACGGUGGCCCGUGUAAAGGGCUGCGCAUACGGCGCGGGGUUAACGCUGGCGCUCGCGCAUGACUACUUGGUGCUAUCAAAUGACACCCCAGUUAGCCUGCGCCAGGACGAGCUGGCGCAGGACCACGAGCUGCCGCAUUAUGCCGCAGCACUGCUGACGGACAAGUUCCCGCCGUCGGUCGCGUGGGACCUGGCAGCAUUGUCGCCGUAUGUUAAACCCCCACACUACGCCCCCAUGAGCGACUACGUGAAGCGCUACGUAGGGUGGAGCGAAGACCAGGUGGUGGAUGAACUACUAAGGCCGUCUGCUAGCAGAAUCCGCAAGGACAACGGCAACGGCAACAUCAACAGCGGCAACUACAGUAAGUUGCGGGAGAGGCUGCUGGCCCAUGUCUCCGGGGUGCUGAAAUCAAGCGCCACGAGUGAAUCAAGCACUAAACAAAGCAAAACAAGCGAAUCUGACGCUGCUGGAUCAAACACUCCUCCGACCUAG
Messenger RNA from Ananas comosus (pineapple), 783 nucleotides. Its product is annotated as enoyl-CoA delta isomerase 2, peroxisomal-like. Bases 1 to 783 code for a protein of 260 amino acids. The record is from RefSeq and is a predicted model, not a curated record. Lineage: Eukaryota; Viridiplantae; Streptophyta; Magnoliopsida; Poales; Bromeliaceae. The transcript has a single exon.